GAGCGGCUGCCGCCGCCGCCGGCCAACCCGCAGGAGCUGGCCAACCCGCCGCUGCCCUCCGAGGACAAGAUGGUCUGGCCCGCCUGGGUCUACUGCACGCGCUACUCAGACCGGCCGUCGUCAGGGCCCCGGUCGCGGCGCACCAAGAAGCCCAAGUCGAGUGAGGAGAAGCGGCCGCGCACCGCCUUCACCUCCGAGCAGCUGGACCUGCUGAAGCGCGAGUUCGACGAGAACCGCUACCUCUCGGAGAAGCGGCGCCAGGACCUGGCGCGCCAGCUCGGCCUCAACGAGUCGCAGAUCAAGAUCUGGUUCCAGAACAAGCGCGCCAAGAUCAAGAAGAGCUCUGGCCAGAAACCGGUGCUGGCCCGGCGCCUCAUGGCCCAGGGCUGUGGGCAAAGCGUUCUGGGCUGGCAGCCGACAAACCAAAGACGCCCCUAUCUGUGAUACAGCCGUGUGCUGGCGCCCGGGCGCCGACGAACCGCUCCCGAGGGGGCGCCGC
Pollicipes pollicipes is the source of this 499-nucleotide messenger RNA. Its product is annotated as segmentation polarity homeobox protein engrailed. Gene Ontology annotation, molecular function: DNA-binding transcription factor activity, RNA polymerase II-specific; RNA polymerase II cis-regulatory region sequence-specific DNA binding. Lineage: Eukaryota; Metazoa; Arthropoda; Thecostraca; Pollicipedomorpha; Pollicipedidae. Gene Ontology annotation, cellular component: nucleus. Bases 70 to 444 code for a protein of 124 amino acids. The transcript has 3 exons. The record is from RefSeq and is a predicted model, not a curated record. Gene Ontology annotation, biological process: multicellular organism development; neuron differentiation; regulation of transcription by RNA polymerase II.